AUGUUGCUGCUGUUUCCGUUGCUGUGUCUGCCUCUUUUAACUCUGUCGGAAACCACGGAACCUUCGGUGAUGCAGGAACGAUGGAGACUGCAGUUGAAGGACAGACACCAUGUGGAUUGGGUCGGUGAUGGGAUCUCAAAUUUUGUGGACGAUUUUAUUCCUGCUGGACGAUUUCCUGUCGAAGGUAUUUAUUAUCAAGGGAAAAAGAAGCACAAGCUGAACAAAUACCUCAUCCCCCUAAUCGUCGGAUUUAUGCUAAUAAAAUCGAUUCUGCUGCCCAUCGCACUGAAGACCCUAGCAAUUCUCAGUGGAAAAGCAGUGGUUUUGAGUCUGAUGAGCCUCAUACUAGCAGCCAUUGUGGGUUUGAAGAAAGUGGCUCAAAGUCAUUCGGCAAGUGGCUACGAGGUGGUAAAUUUACCAAUGAAUAAAUACAAGAGACACGACGUCUUUGAAAUGGCGGAUGAGUCGGAGCCUUACAAAUAUUAUAGAGAACGACGUAGGAGGAAAUAA
Messenger RNA from Megachile rotundata (alfalfa leafcutting bee), 510 nucleotides. RefSeq names its product Protein Osi13 (gene Osi13). Gene Ontology annotation, cellular component: membrane. Lineage: Eukaryota; Metazoa; Arthropoda; Insecta; Hymenoptera; Megachilidae. The record is from RefSeq and is a predicted model, not a curated record.